AUGACUCCUCUAAAGAUGCGUGGUUUUGUCCAAGUUUGGAGCAAGAAGACUAAGAGGACUAAGCUGAAAGAGGCAGUCAUUGAGACAGUAGAAGGAGAACAUGAAACAAACCUGGUAGUUUACUUCAAGUCUGGAGAAUUGACAAGGAUUUUCCAGCUGAGUAAUGUGGUCCUUAGAUACUGUGAAGAGAGACAAAGUUGCCUGUGUUUAACUUUGCAAAACAAUACUCCCUUGCUUAUUAACAAAUUAUCCAGCAUAGAUGCUGAGCAAUUGAAGAUGUUUCUGGACAUUUGUCAUCGAAACAGAUUUCAACAACCCAAGAAACCAGAGAGUUUUAUUCUGUGUUUUCCUGAAUCCAUGGAUGCACAGAAGGCAACUAACAAAACUCUGUCUUACAAGCCAAUGUAUGGGUCCUUUAAUGCCAGAAAAAGAAGUGGAUCAGCUUUCCCUCAGACGAUGCUUCUGUUCACAUCAAAUUCAUUGGUUUUUGUUAGAAAGUGGUUAAUAGAAAAUCUAAGUGAAAAGAGGAAAACGAUGUCAUGUGGGCUAGAGACUGUUUUCUUUCCAGAAAACAGUCUUUCACUACACAGUGAACUCCAGACAUAUUCCUUGUCGUAUGUAAGAAGCAAAAGAAAGAAAUCUUUCAGCUUGGCAUCUCUAGAAAAUAACAGAAAAGUAAAACUUGAACCUUCAUUCAAGACCAACUUUAAUGAAAAUUGUAACCUGGGCAAGACUGUUCUUCCAACCCAGUCUCCCUUUGGCAAAAGAAAUUUUGUAUUUACAUUGGAAUCAAAGCAUAGCCAGGACAACCCAAGCUGGAAUAAAACCCAGGAUCCCUUUGACUGUGACUCAGAGGAACCAAAGGAGGGCUUCCCCAAUUUGGGAAAUACCUGUUACAUGAAUGCAAUUUUACAAUCACUAUUUGCAAUUCCAUCAUUUGCUGAUGACUUACUCAAGCAAGGGAUCUCAUGGGAUAAAUUUCCCUUUGAAACUCUUAUUAUUCCCUUCAGCCAGUUGCUUGCUUUAAAAGAUAUUUGUAAGUUAGAGACCAAGGCAGAGUUACUUCUUAGUAUUAAAAAUGCUGUUUCAGUAGUGGCAGAGAUAUUCUCUGGCAACAUGCAGAAUGAUGCUCACGAAUUUUUAGGUCAGUGUUUAGAGCAGUUGAAAGGGGACAUUGAAAAAUUGAACAACCUUUGUAGUACUGAGAGGGAACCUGAGAAUGGAGAUUUAUCACCACAAAUGUUUGCUGGUGACACUGUCACCAAAUUGUUUGUUUGUCCUAUUGUUGCUAAUUUUGAGUACGAAUUACAGGUUUCCAUUAUUUGUAAAGCCUGUGGUCAGGUGGCUCUCAAGACAGAACAGAAUAAUUACAUCUCCAUAAAUCUACACCAAGAAAAAAACCCAUUUUUUCCAUCUAUUCAAAAUUACUUUGAUCUUUUCUUUAAAGAAGAAGAAGUCAAGUAUAACUGUGAGAAGUGCAAGAACCAGAAUUCUAUAUUGAAGAAUAAGUUUCAUCAGCUCCCCAGAGUCCUUAUUGUUCAUCUGAAACGCUACAGCUUAAAUGAUCAUUGGUUGCUAGUGAAGAAUGGCCGGCAAGUUGAGAUUCCUAAGUAUUUAAGUUUAUCUUCCCAUUGCAAUGAAAACACUAGACCACCGUGCCCCUUGGACAGUCAUGUGCCUGUUGGAGACCGCAAAGUCUCCCAAGAGAUGGUUUCUGAGAUCCUCAGCAACUCAGCACAAGCUCUGAAGUUGACCUCAGAACCUAAUGAUCCCUUGGAUCUAUGCAUGGGACCAGAUGAGGAUGCUGAACUCCAAACAGUCCAGAGAAUCUACGAAGGAGCAAGCCAAGAGCAGGAACAGACAGUUCUGGGAAGUGCUUCUAAACUGGAGCCAGAACUAGUUAAGUCAAGAAAUCAGACACUCAGUGAAAAGAAGCUACCAGCCUCCAAGUCAAUGACAGAUGAGGGGGACAUCUCUCUUCCUAUGAUUUGUGAAGAUGAAGGUAAGCCAGUCAGCAUCCCAGACCCAGGUUUUUCAGGAGCUCAUCUUCAAGAGGUGCCUGAAAUUCCAGACCUCAAAAACUAUAAACAAACCAAUAUACUUGGAGAGUUAGACUAUUACAGUGUUACUGGGUUGUUAAAAGGUUUGUAUGGCUAUUGUGAAAACAAGAAUCCAGAAGGUCAAGGAAUGGCCAAACAGCAUCAACAGCAUCAUGAGAAGAGAUUCAAAGAGGAAUUUCUUCAACUGACACCACCUCCAAGUGUUAGGAAGUUGGAUAUUCAGGAAAAUACGGACAAGGACCUAUGUAGAUCUUCAGAAUUAAGACUCCAGAAGGACGAUCUAACUUCCCUUGGUGCAUUGGGGUCUGAUAAGAAUCCUGAAAACAAAUACAUUUCAGAAAGUGAAAACAUAGCAGAUGAGGCCAAGAAACCCAAAACUGUGAAGACAGGAGAUCCUCUUCGGACUUAUAGGCUCAUCAGUAUUGUCAGCCAUAUUGGGAGCUCCCACAAGUCAGGUCACUACAUCAGUGACGUCUAUGACUUUGGAAAGCAGGCGUGGUUCACAUACAAUGAUCUAAAGGUAUCAGAAAUCCCAGAGGCCAGGAUACAGGAGGCAAGGCUGUGUAGGUACAUCUUUUUUUACAUGCAUAGUGAAAUUUUUGAGACAUUGUUGGAAAAGGCAGCAAAUUCUAAGCUUCUGAGUACACAGGCAGGGGAGAUCCCUCAAGAGGCAUAUGAAGAAGAGGACUUUUUUCACAGAUUGCUUGAUUACCUCACUCCCUCUAUAGAAGGAAUAUCUGAGCACUGCCCAGAAUGA
Molecule: messenger RNA, 2817 nt
Organism: Castor canadensis (American beaver)
Lineage: Eukaryota; Metazoa; Chordata; Mammalia; Rodentia; Castoridae
Gene: Usp29
Product: ubiquitin specific peptidase 29
Biological process (GO): G1/S transition of mitotic cell cycle; protein deubiquitination
Cellular component (GO): nucleus; cytosol
Molecular function (GO): cysteine-type deubiquitinase activity
Source: RefSeq, a predicted model, not a curated record